Messenger RNA from Protopterus annectens (West African lungfish), 484 nucleotides. RefSeq names its product leucine zipper transcription factor-like protein 1. Gene Ontology annotation, cellular component: cytoplasm. The record is from RefSeq and is a predicted model, not a curated record. The transcript has 5 exons. Gene Ontology annotation, biological process: negative regulation of protein localization to cilium. Lineage: Eukaryota; Metazoa; Chordata; Ceratodontiformes; Protopteridae. The coding region runs from base 9 to 350 and encodes 113 amino acids.
UUAUUUAGAUGACUCCAGAAACCAAUAAGCCCAAACUUGUCCCACUUAAUGAAGGAGUAACAGCGGAGCUUCUUAACAAGGAAAUCUUUCAUCUGCAGACAGAAAAUGAGAAACUAAAGAACAGAAUCAAGACUUUAGAGGCUCAGGCUACAUGUGCCUUAGAUGAAAAACUGAAGGUGGAAGAAGAUCUGAGAGAGUUACUGAAACUUCAGGAUCAAAAGGACCAAGAUAAAAAGUUUGAGCAAUCAUCUGCCUAUCGUAAUAUGAAGGAAAUGCUGACCAGAAAGAAUGACUUAAUUAAAGAAUUAAGAAAACGCCUUUCAAAGUAUGAACUAGAUGACCAGAGCUAAGUAGAACUUCCAUGUGGCAACAGACUCCCCCUAAAGAGGAAGCCUAAAAGUCCAUUGUUUGGAUUCUUCAACAGUAAUCAAAAGGAAAAUUCUCAUUGCUUGUGGUUAAUAAAGAUGCUUUAGUUUAUGUUUAA